Molecule: messenger RNA, 1081 nt
Organism: Polypterus senegalus (gray bichir)
Lineage: Eukaryota; Metazoa; Chordata; Cladistia; Polypteriformes; Polypteridae
Gene: chmp2ba
Product: charged multivesicular body protein 2Ba
Exons: 6
Coding region: 220-864 (214 amino acids)
Biological process (GO): protein transport; endosome transport via multivesicular body sorting pathway; late endosome to vacuole transport
Cellular component (GO): ESCRT III complex; multivesicular body
Source: RefSeq, a predicted model, not a curated record
ACAUGACGUCACGGUUUCGCUGUGACUCAUGUUGUCAUGUGAGGCAAAGCCGGUGAGAUGUUAACCGGUAGACUUGUUCAACCAGGAAAUCAACGUGUGUAAACAGGAGCUGCGGUGGAAGAGUGUUUAAAAUAUUAAGAGAAAAUAAAUAGAAAAGAAUCGUUUGGCGUCACUUUCUGAAUUUGGUUUCUUAAAGGUCGGGGCCUUCCUCCGCUCGCCAUGGCAUCCUUACUGAAGAAGAAGACUGUAGAUGAUAUAAUAAAAGAACAGAACAGAGAGCUAAGAGGAACACAGAGGCAAAUUGCAAGAGAUCGAGCUUCACUGGAGAAACAGGAGAAGCAAAUGGAGCUAGAAAUUAAGAAAAUGGCUAAAACCGGCAACAAGGAGGCAUGCAAAAUUCUAGCCAAACAACUUGUCCAGCUCCGGAAACAAAAAAACAGAACCUAUGCUGUGAGCUCCAAAGUUACCUCAAUGUCUACUCAGACUAAAGUUAUGAGCUCCCAAAUGAAAAUGGCGGGAGCCAUGUCUACAACUGCAAAGACAAUGCAAGCAGUCAACAAGAAGAUGGACCCACAAAAGACUUUACAGACAAUGCAAAAUUUCCAAAAGGAAAACAUGAAGAUGGGCAUGACUGAAGAAUUGAUUAAUGAUACUUUGGAUGAAAUCUUCGACGAAUCUGGGGAUGAAGAAGAAUCGCAAGACAUUGUAAACCAGGUUCUGGAUGAGAUCGGCAUUGAAAUUUCUGGAAAGAUGGCAAACGCCCCUUCAGCCGGCAGAAACAUGCCCAUAGCAUCGACAUCUAAAACUGCUACGAUUUCUGAUGAAGAGAUUGAGAGACAGCUAAAGGCUCUUGGUGUAGAUUAAUCUGCACGUCUGCUGUUUUGCAAAGAUGUGAAUGUUUCUAAAGCAUCUGGCUUGAGCAGGGCGGAUCCUUUAAUUUUACUUAAUGGGUAUUAAGUCUGGUAAAAAGGGUUUGUGUAAUGCUAAUAAUAAAAAUAAUACAAUCGCUGUUAAGUAUUUGAUUAAAGAAAUUUGAAGGAAUUACAGUAGGCUAUUGCUAUUGAUGGGCAGCAAAAAAAAA